Miscanthus lutarioriparius is the source of this 1086-nucleotide messenger RNA. Lineage: Eukaryota; Viridiplantae; Streptophyta; Magnoliopsida; Poales; Poaceae. The record is from the annotation of a GenBank genome assembly.
AUGGGGGGAGCGCAGCUGGUGGGGAGAUGGGUGGAGUCCUACACGGGGAUGUCGACGGACAACAUCAAGGGCCUGCUGCUCGCGCUCUCCUCCAGCCUCUUCAUCGGUGCCAGCUUCAUCGUCAAGAAGAAGGGGCUCAAGAAGGCCGGCGCGUCCGGCGUCCGAGCAGGUGUUGGUGGCUACUCGUACUUGCUUGAGCCACUGUGGUGGGCAGGAAUGAUAACAAUGAUUGUUGGCGAAAUCGCUAACUUUGCAGCUUAUGCAUUUGCUCCUGCUAUCUUGGUCACUCCACUUGGUGCACUUAGCAUAAUUAUCAGUGCUGUUCUUGCCCAUAUUAUGUUGCGGGAGAAACUUCAUAUAUUUGGUAUACUUGGCUGUAUUCUUUGUGUGGUGGGUUCAACAACAAUUGUGCUUCAUGCCCCUCUAGAGCGUCAAAUUGAGUCCGUGGCAGAAGUGUGGGAUCUUGCUACCGAACCAGCAUUCCUAUUCUAUGCAGCUGUUGUGCUUGCAGCAUCUUUUGUGCUCAUAUUCCAUUUUGUCCCUCAGUAUGGUCAGACACAUAUCAUGGUAUAUAUUGGCAUAUGUUCUCUUGUCGGAUCUUUAUCGGUCAUGAGUGUCAAAGCUCUUGGGAUAGCCUUGAAGCUUACAUUUUCAGGGAUGAACCAGCUAGUCUAUCCACAAACAUGGGUGUUCUCAUUUGUUGUAAUCUCAUGCAUUGUAACGCAGAUGAACUAUCUGAACAAGGCCCUUGACACAUUCAACACUGCAGUUGUUUCGCCCAUAUAUUACACCAUGUUUACAUCCUUGACCAUCUUGGCUAGUGUAAUAAUGUUCAAGGACUGGGAUCGUCAAAAUCCAACGCAAAUUGUAACGGAGAUGUGUGGCUUUGUUACAAUCCUUUCUGGGACUUUUCUUCUUCACAAGACAAAGGAUAUGGUGGAUGGUCUCCCAUCAAAUCUACCGAUUCGGCUUCCUAAACAUGCGGAUGAGGAUGGCUAUGCAGCUGAAGGAAUUCCUCUCAGAUCUGCUGCUGAUGGUAUUCCGCUCAGGUCGCCAAGGGCUACAGAUUCAUUUCGUUCAUCAUGA